UUGGCAACCCUUUUCAGCUCCGUCUCUGAAUUAAAAGUCCUCUCAUUUCUAUCAAUUUUGCGCGGCCAAAAACUGUUUUUGAAGCAAAUACCAAAGCCACAUCAGAAAGAACAAAGUUAAAAGAGGGAGGUGUUGGCAGUUAGGAUUAAGGUUAGGCUUUCAACAAUGUCGGACCCUGGAAGUGGAGGAAGUGAGGUUUUGUCUGAGUUUUUUAGGACUAGUAAUGACUCUGAGUUAGGGAAGAAGAAGACUGAGGAUAGUAGCUUUGUUUCCAACGGCAACGGGAAGGUUGAGCCUGAGGAAGGGAAUGGUUCCGGUAGCAAAAUGGAAGAUUUAAGACAUGGGGAUGGGUUGAGCGACACAAAGUGCGCUGAAGAUGAAUAUCAAGGCGAGACAAUGAUGGAUUUUGAUGUCAGUUCAAAGAAGAAGAAGAAUCGGAUGGUGGGAUUGAGAUUGUGGCCUCAUUAAUGAAGCGGAAGAGGAUGGCUGGCGUAGAGUUGAGGAGAAGCUGGAUCAGAUGACGAAUUCUUCAGUUUUGUCAAUUCCUGCUUAUUUUCGAUUUUCUUUUCUUGUUUUUCAAGGGGUUAUUUGUUCUGUUUCAAAUAUUCUUUUGCAAUCUCUUAUGGGUAUUGAUGUCAGUUCAAAGAAGAAGAAUCGGAUGGUGGGAUUGAGAUUGAGGCCCCAGUAGCGAAGCGGAAGAGGAAGGCUAGCUUAGAGUUUGAGGAGAAGCAUGAUCAGAUGACGAGC
Dendrobium catenatum is the source of this 747-nucleotide messenger RNA. RefSeq lists its product as uncharacterized. The coding region runs from base 166 to 468 and encodes 100 amino acids. The transcript is spliced from 4 exons. NCBI's taxonomy places the organism in Eukaryota, Viridiplantae, Streptophyta, Magnoliopsida, Asparagales, Orchidaceae. The record is from RefSeq and is a predicted model, not a curated record.